Chelmon rostratus (copperband butterflyfish) is the source of this 3492-nucleotide messenger RNA. Its product is annotated as N-acetyllactosaminide beta-1,3-N-acetylglucosaminyltransferase 3-like. Bases 81 to 1265 code for a protein of 394 amino acids. The transcript is spliced from 2 exons. Gene Ontology annotation, cellular component: membrane. Lineage: Eukaryota; Metazoa; Chordata; Actinopteri; Chaetodontiformes; Chaetodontidae. The record is from RefSeq and is a predicted model, not a curated record. Gene Ontology annotation, molecular function: hexosyltransferase activity.
ACUACCCACCACUAACCUGUACAGACUGACUACUGACUAUCAAAGGGAUACUCGCCACAUGCUCACACUAAUCUACUAAUAUGUUCAGGAUCUUAAGGAUGAAAACCAUCAGAACAAGAACUCCCUUGCUGUUGGGAGUUCUUCUUGUGGUUGUCUAUCUCUGCAAAAAUUUAUCUGACCACAAAACCAUUCAUCUCCAAGAAGAUGUGAAAAACAAUGGCAGCGAAACAAGGGCACCCUCAAAAAACAGCUCUUAUGUAUACUCCUGGCCUACGUGUGAACAAAAUUUGACUGCUGCCAACAGCUCAGACUUCAGCUCUCUCUCUCGUAUGAUUCAAGACUUUCUCUACUACCGUCACUGUCGCCAUUUCCCCAUGCUACUGGACACACCUGACAAAUGUGGAGGAGCUGAUGAAUCUGCAGACGUCUUCCUUCUGCUGGUCAUUAAAAGCUCUCCUGUGAACUAUGAACGCCGGGAGGUGCUGCGCAAAACCUGGGCUAAAGAGAGGUUAUACAACGGCGUGUGGAUUCGAAGGAUCUUCAUCUCAGGAACGACGGCGAGUGGUUUCCAAAAAGAGAGACUGAACAAACUCCUCAAACUGGAGCAACGUCAGUACAAUGACAUUAUCCAAUGGGACUUUCAAGAAUCACUCUUUAACCUCACCUUGAAGCAGAUACUCUUCCAUGAAUGGAUGGAAAGAAACUGCCCGCACACUCGCUUCCUGCUCAAUGGCGAUGACGACGUCUUUGCCAACACAGACAACAUAGUUGAGUAUCUCCAAGGCCUCAAGGACAAUAAUGGUAGCAAGCACCUCUUUACGGGGCAUCUGAUCACAAAUGCAAGGCCCAUCAGAUCGUCAACGAGCAAGUAUUUUAUUCCGUUUCAGGUGGAUGAUUCAGAUUCAUAUCCUCCCUACUGUGGUGGUGGAGGCUUGAUCAUGUCUGUUUACACAGCUUUGGUCAUAUUCAACAUGUCCCAGUCCAUUCCUAUUAUUCCUAUUGAUGAUGUUUACAUAGGGAUGUGUCUGGCCAAAGCAGGGCUUGCACCUGCUUCUCAUAUGGGCGUGAGGACACUAGGAUGGUACAUUCCCUCCAAAAAACUAGAUAAAUAUGACCCUUGCUAUUUUAAAGAACACCUAGUGGUACACAGACUCCUUCCGGCCGACAUAUAUCUCAUGUGGCAUAAAAUACAUGCACCAGAUCUGAAAUGCAGCAACUCAAUGGAAUGGCUUAAGGAGAACCAAACUGUGAUUUACAGGUGGUAAAAGAGCUUUUCAGCACUUAUUGAAGUUCAUUUGAAGCUGGAGCAGAACUGUAGUACAAAAAAAUUUAAACCAAAUUAAUAUAUAAAUUUUUUGUUUGUUUGUUUUUAUGUUUAUGGUAUAUAAUGAUUAAUUUCACAUUAUACCAUUGCAAACCUAGUUGUAACUAGGGCUGGUAUGGAUCUGCAAUAAGACUUUCCGUCUAACAAAAAGUUAGACAUAAAAUAAACUGAGCACUAGUUUUCUUGGGGGAGGAUGUAAAUGUACCUGCAAUUAGUCCUGCGGCUCCUCAGGGUUUUGGUAUGGUCCUUACGCUACAGCCCAAGUUUGUUAACUCUUUCUCUUAUUUCCCUGUCAGGGCUCAGCCUGACAGCUGCUGUCGGUCAAACACAGACACACCCCUCCAGCUGCCAAAGGGAGCAUUUCUGAUAUUUCCCCAAAGACUUCUUUCUUUCUUUUAAUUAAACAAAUCCAUUGACAAUAAACUUUAAAAACACACUGACAAUACUUUUGACUGCACUAAUGGAUGAGUGUGAUUUCAGCUGGUCUUUAGAGUCUACAGUUAUGCUAGCAGUGAGGUUGUCCUUAGGCACUGCGAUGCUAUGCAAUUAGUGUAUUUGAUUAUCUGACUGCAUCUUUGUGGGGGUCAAUAGCCUAUUUAUAUAUUCAUACAACAUUUGAAACGAAGAUUUGUUUGUUUGGGGCCACCUGACCAAAAUUAACAGCUAUAUAUUUAUUACAAUAUUUAGCUAUGAAAAAUAUUGAAUUAUGCCACUAUUCUAACUCAUUGUACCCUAAAAUAACUCACAAAAGGCCCCCAAAAUGCUUAAGAAAUAUGCAACUCAACUGAAAACUCCUUACAUUCUGUGUACAUCUAGUUCUGAAGAAAACAUUGGACUACUAAAAAACUACUCACAAAAAUAGCAAUUCAAAUAUAAUGCAUUAUCAUUCAUUAAACUAUCCAGCAUUAUAAUAAAAUUAAAAUAUCCAACUUGAACAAACGUGAAAAAAAGUUUUGAGUACUACCACCACAGCCAGUACCAACAUUCCCAGUUCAAGAGAGGGUGAGAGGUAAAGCAUAAGGGCGUUUGCCUGGGGGCCCCCGAAUCACUUAAAACGCCCCUGGUCAAACGUCGUCCAUCCAGUCAGAUUUCACUUAAAAGCCACAACCGUGAACCUUAUGGUGGCACAAGACGGAAAUUCAGAGGGUCAGCAAAGUCAUUGGGAUCCAUCCUCUGAACACCAUGUCUGUACAACAUCAAUCCAAUUGCUGAGCUAUUUCAGUGGUGGACCGACAAUGUCAUCCACAGAGCUGCAAGCAUGGCUAAACUUUCAAGAGAUGCGAUACAAAGCGGAGCCUACGUCUGUGAAGUUAACUACUUGACCAGCAUGACAAGAGAAACACAGAACAAUGAGACUACUUACAUAAUGUUUGGAGGGAUUCCUUCUCUUCUGCACGUCCACAACAUUAACGUCAAGGACCGUCCGGAGCUGCAUCUUGAUAAACCAAGUGGGACUUGCACCAGGAGAUACUCUAAAUGCUACAAGAGAAGAUGCUCACCCAUGAAAACGACAUAGAGCAUCAAAAACCAUGAGGGAAUCGCCUUGAUAGUACUGUGGUGAGAAAAGCAAAGUAGGUGAAAGGGGGGGAAAUAAAAGUCUCUCCGCACUCGAGCUUCGGAGCAUCCAUGAAACGAUGGUGUCAGGCGAUCUCGCAGUUUCUGAGCUCCUUGUGAAACAUGACAACGCAGUAAAAGUAGCGUUUAAUCCCUCUUCUCCUCCCUCAAGAGGGGCCGGCCUCACAGUACGGACAGGAGGGCCGUGCAAAUCAAUAUGUAGGGGGCGGUCCUGCUUCGGCUGGCUGGACACACUGUACGGGACCCUUUGAAGAAGUGAAGUCAGACAGUUCGGGACCUCUUUCUUGCUUCUCAUGUGUAACAUUAUACCGAACUCCUAUAUUGAAAACCACUGAGAGUUUGGAGGAAAGUUUGCAUAGCCUACAUGAUGAAAAGCACAUUUUCCAGAAAGGGGAUGGAAAAGUAUUGCUGCCUUCACAUGUUCCUCCAUCUUAUAGGCUGUACAAAAACUUUUUGGUAGGUAGUUUUUAUUUAUUUAUUUUAUUUUUUAAACUAGAUGCACAACAGUGGAAUUAAAGCACAGUAUUGAGAAUAAUUGAUAUCUGAAGGUUUUUGUACGUAUUUGUGACAAUAAACUCUAAAUCGCCUUUGGA